CUUGCAUAUUUAUUUUGAUUAUUUCCGUUUCUGUUGCUGUUUUUAUUAGGUAUGGAAACGUUUUUUAUCUAUGAGAACAUGCAACGAAUAGGUAAUCAAUUAUCCACGGUAUUAUCCGAAGAACACUUGUCUGAAACCAAUAAUCUAAUGAACAACAUAAACGAAUCCUACUCGCACCUUCAAAAUGGAGUACAGAGCAUAGCAACGAACCAAGUGACAACAAUGGAAUUUGAGCACAAAUUAAUAAAUGAGAAGUUUGUGGAAUUAGCCGAAAGCGUCGAAGAUAUGAUUGACAACGAUAUCUUAACAAACUUGAUGGCUAUGAGAAACUCAGUGUUUGAAAAAUUGAAAGAAACCUCCGAAACAAUUAACAUGCUCGUAGAUUCUUCAUGCGAGCAGCAGCUAAAAAUUUAUAACGAAACAUGCGAAAAUGUCCUGAACGUUCAAGAAAACGUAAAGAUCAUUCGUGAAAUGCAGAGAUCCACUGAGAAGCAACAGUUGUUCUCGGAGGUACAAGAAACAAUACGCCUGACAUUCUUUUUACAUGGUAUUUUUGUUAACUGA
Messenger RNA from Ceratina calcarata, 564 nucleotides. RefSeq lists its product as uncharacterized. The coding region runs from base 52 to 564 and encodes 170 amino acids. The record is from RefSeq and is a predicted model, not a curated record. Lineage: Eukaryota; Metazoa; Arthropoda; Insecta; Hymenoptera; Apidae. The transcript has 2 exons.